ACAACGAUAAUAUUUUUUUUUUUUUUUGAAUAUUUGCUCAUGCUUUUCUAAAAAAGAGUAUCAUAAUCAAUUGACUUAGAACCUAAUAUGUUAUUCAUAACACAAUGAAAGAAGUGUCACAUUUGUAAAUUCGUUUAUUUAUUUAUUUUUUAAAUUUAUUUGUCAACCAGCAGCAAACAAUUUUUUCGUCAAAUAGAUAAUUGCAUUUGAUUAUAAUUUUCGAUAGAUAAUUUUUAUACCACAAUGAACGAUCCAUCAAUAACGUUAAUUCAAGAUCCCCAGUCAACGACAUCAUCUUCGAUUGUUAAUAAUUAUAUUGAAAAUAAUUCUUCGAUAUUUCAAAAAACAUCAUUAUUAACCGGCGAUAAUGAAUUAUCUUCUCCGAUAUUUUCAUUGUCUCCAACAUUAAAAAUGUUUUCUAGUCCUGAUAGCAGUAACGAUUAUUCUAUCACAACUAACAGAGAUUCAUCAUUAGAUGUUAAUUUGUCAACAGAACAUAACAAAAAAUUUUCUUUUUCAUCCAGUACAUCUGUUUCAGAUUCCGGUACCGAAUCUAUCGUAGAUGAAGAUUUUGUCAAUGAAAAAAUUUCAAAUUAUUUUGUUCAAGAUAAUUCAAAAACGACCCGUUUAACACGUAGAAGAAUGACCGGCAUAUGUCAUUCAACACCAAUGAAAAUCAAAGAUAUUAAAGAUAAUAAUGAAAAAGAGGAAUUUAGUUCUUCUGAUAGUGAUAAUGAAAGUGAAUCAACAAUUUCAAAUUGCGAAUCACCAUCAUCAUCAUCAUAUCCAUCAUCUCCUGUCAAUGAUUUUGAUGGUACACCACGAUCCAAUGACACCAUUCUUGAUCUUAAUACCAUUUGUGCUGUUUUAAACAAAAAACUUCUUGAAGAUAAUGAAAAACAUAAUAGUCAUGAUUACAACAGAAUUCAAAGUGAUAUUAUAAAUGAUGACAACAAGUCUGUUAUGAUACAUUGUGAUUGUGAUAAUUCUUACAUUUUGUCGGAUGAUAGCAGUCAAAAUGACCGACGAAAUUCAACACUGGUACGCUCGACUUCAUUGAAAACUGGCAAAACUCCACCAGGAACUCCUGGCAGUAAGAAAAUCGUUCGAUUUGCUGAUGCUAUGGGUCUUGAUUUGGCAUCAGUUCGUCAUAUUGUCGAUGAUGUUCCUUAUAUGCCACCGUUGUCAGCAUUCAAAUCAUUACAACUUGAUGAUGAAGAUCGUGAUUGGUUAUUACAGAAUCGUUCUAUUCAUCAACCCUCGUUCAACUUGAAUUACCAUCCAAUAGCCAAAACAAAUGAAAUGCAAGUAACUAUGCGAAUGCUUUUUGCACAGCCAAGUUCUGAUCCUGUCAAUUUUAUGGAACGUGUUCGUACGAAUAAAAUUUGUCUUGAAAAUUGUUUGCUUAGUGGCCCUACCGGUUCCAAUUAUGUUUUCAGCAUAAAUUGCAUUGUUCGCGUAUUGAACGUCUGUUUUAACAAACAAGUCAUUUUACGAUACACAACAAAUGAAUGGCUAACAUGGAUAGAAGUUCCAGGAACUUAUGUACCUAAUUCUAAUGAUGGUUUUAGCGAUAAAUUCAGUGUCAAUUUUGUAUUGGCGGUAAAUUCAAAUGGUCAUCAGACAAUGAUGCCCGGACAACGAUUAAUGUUUGCUAUUCGUUAUUUAACCGAAAAUCUCGAUGAAUAUUGGGACAAUAAUGUUGGUAUGAACUAUUCUUUUAUUUAUCAGCGAUGUUAAUGAUGAAAUUUUACUUCAAAAAUGUUCAUGUCAUAAUAUGUGCAUGUAUUCCACACUUAUGAGAAGAAAUUUUGAUCAAAUAUUAAUAAUCAUAUGGAUUUCAUUUUUAAAAAUAUCUGCUAAACUAUCUGUCUUUCUUCAGUUGAUUUUAUUCAUCUUGAUCUGUUUAUAUUUUAUCUGAUAAACUAUAUUUAAAUAAACUUUAUUAUUUUAAUU
Messenger RNA from Dermatophagoides pteronyssinus (European house dust mite), 1956 nucleotides. Its product is annotated as glycogen-binding subunit 76A-like. Gene Ontology annotation, molecular function: protein phosphatase 1 binding; glycogen binding. Gene Ontology annotation, biological process: regulation of glycogen biosynthetic process. Lineage: Eukaryota; Metazoa; Arthropoda; Arachnida; Sarcoptiformes; Pyroglyphidae. The record is from RefSeq and is a predicted model, not a curated record. Gene Ontology annotation, cellular component: protein phosphatase type 1 complex.